Molecule: messenger RNA, 542 nt
Organism: Canariomyces notabilis
Lineage: Eukaryota; Fungi; Ascomycota; Sordariomycetes; Sordariales; Chaetomiaceae
Exons: 1
Coding region: 176-454 (92 amino acids)
Source: RefSeq, a predicted model, not a curated record
ACGUGACUCACGAAUGCCUGAGCUGACGACUCAUCGUCGCGUGGUCACGUGAUGACCUGUCGUCAGAUAGAUUGAUCCAGGAAGGGACGCGCAGUUUCUGACCUUGCGUGUUUGGGAAGGUGACGUGCGUGCGAAACUCGCUAACCCACACCGCUUAGGGCUUGGCCUGGUGCUUAUGUUGACCUCUGCAAUGCCCAGUGCUCAACCAUGUAUCUCCUUUUCCACCUGUUGCGCAGUCACCCAUUCACAGACCUGGUCAAGUAGAGAGCUCCCCAAGAGCAGAGCCCGACGACCGGGCCUUGGGCGGGUUUACUAUGGGAUAUCCCGGGCCGAUGUUGCACCGAUAAUACGGCUUUGUGUGGGGUCCACUUCCGUUUCGGGUGUCCGAUUACGCCGAUAUUAUCCCCGAAUGCGCCGCCUUGUGUGGUUGAGACAAAAAGUGCCGGAACGGUAGAAUGCUGGAGAAUAUUGUGACGUCUAUAACGUGCCUAUCACGAAAGUUUGAACCAGCCGCGUUCUGUUCAGUGUUGCUGUAUAACUAU